Rhodotorula toruloides NP11 is the source of this 492-nucleotide messenger RNA. RefSeq lists its product as uncharacterized. The coding region runs from base 1 to 492 and encodes 163 amino acids. The transcript has 5 exons. Lineage: Eukaryota; Fungi; Basidiomycota; Microbotryomycetes; Sporidiobolales; Sporidiobolaceae. The record is from RefSeq and is a predicted model, not a curated record.
AUGUCUUCUCCGCCCGCGUACACCCAGUCUGUGCCCGCAGCCGGCUUGCGAGUCCCCUGCUCGAGCUUCCAGGCGUUCCCGGACCACUCCCUUACCGGACCCGCCCCCUUUCGCGACUUGGACUGCAGUCCGGUGUUUGUUUGCAGCGUGCUGAUGGACGGGAAGUCGGUUCACCCGGCUAAAGUCACGCACGGAAAGGCGAUGUACAGCUACGGUGGAGCUGAGAGGCAUCACGAGGGCCGCUUCGACAUCUUGCCAAUCACUGAGGCGAUGGAAUGGGUCCCGACAGGCUACGGACAGAUCCCUUCCGGCCGUCGACCUGUUGAAGGUGGCUUUGAGGAGGGCGGACAGCAUCUCUUUCACGCCAUGAUGACGAUCGACGGCGUGCAGGUGCCCGGAAAGACGGGCGAGCACUUGCACGGCGCCAACUUCCCAUGGGGAGGCGGAGAGGUCGUCCACGAGGCCGGCUACAGCAUUCUCUGCUGGAGGUGA